Messenger RNA from Pimephales promelas (fathead minnow), 2882 nucleotides. Lineage: Eukaryota; Metazoa; Chordata; Actinopteri; Cypriniformes; Leuciscidae. The record is from RefSeq and is a predicted model, not a curated record.
AACCAAAAAACACACUCAAUCCUCACUUAAAGAUGGUAAUCUUCAGAUGGAUUGCAAAACCAGAAAUGAGGGCUGUAAAAAAGGCAACACAACUUGCCAUGUUGCUCAAAGUUCAGAAAGUCAGGACUGCCAAUUGUCCAGGGAAAGAAUGAAUGUACCGGUAAAUAGGUGUGGUUUAAAGAGUGUGCUCUGACAUUUCAUUUUCUCACCUAACAAGACUAGGUAACAGACUCAGUUAAAGAUUCUCUUGCUAAGGAUGGAGCUCAUGAAUGAUUUUCAAGAUCACUUCAACUACAAUUUCAGAAGGAAUUACCUCUGUCCGUUUGUGAACUGAAGUGGCAGACCACAAAAUCCUGCUUGUCAGGUUUGACCACAGGCUAAGGGUGAACCGACCAAAUGUGUAAUAUGAACUCAUCGGCGAUGAUGGCUGUCAUCUUGUCAAAGAGGAUGAAUGAGAACUUUCCCCAUGAUGAGACCCUGCAGUACCUGUUAAUUCUGUGCACCAAAGUAGCUUUGAACACAUUUGUUUUGUGUUUCUGGAGGCAUAACAUUCUCAAGUCACUCCUGGGGCUCUGCAGUGUCUCAAUAUACGUGGCAGACGUGCUGUUGGUCUGUGCGGUCUUCGGCGCAUGGCUCUUUAAAGAACACCUAUCCACCUCUACCUCCAUGUGCUUCAUCCUGGCUCAUGGAUCGGCCAUCUACGCCCUGCUUCCUCUACUCAUUCUCAUCGCUGGGGCGUUUGACUACGCCAGCUACCCAAACCUAGACGUUAACCGUAGCUCUCGGAGCAGGCUUGUUGGUUACUGCAUUACGGUUGUGUUUAUGUGGGCAUCAGCCUUUGUUUUCACCUACCACUACACAGACGCACAACCUAAAGAGAUUUACAAGGACACGUCGACUGUCCUGGUGUGUCCCGUUUUCGGAUCUAACGUAGUUAAUCAAUUUAGUAUGCAGAUAUCUAUUGCAGUGGGUCUCAUACUUCUACUUGAUUUUAAGAAACUGAUAGGUUGGAUCAGAAGAGCCAAUACAUUGGCAGAGCUGACAAACACAAAGUUUGUUCCUCAUCAAGACUACACUUAUAUUCAUUUUGGGGAACAUGGAAAAUCAGAAAUUCAAGAAAGUUCCCCUCGUCUCUUUGUCAGUCUGACUCUAGGCUUUGCUGUGAACUGGGUGCCCUACCUGUUGAUGUGUUUGACAUGUUACUUGGUGGGUUUUAUGGUGCCAUCUUAUGCCAGUGUCAACCUUCUGUGGAUGGCCUGUGCCAACAGUGCACUGGUUGGCAUUGCCUUUUGGUUCAGAAGUGACAGGAUUGGACCUUACAGCAAACUCCCAGAUGACACUUGUAUUUGGAACAGCUACUGGCACUUGAGCAAAGAAACAACAACUGUGGACAGUGGACACAAAGCUGCCUACAAGAGUAAUUGUUCACAAGCCCACUUUACAUAUUUUCAAGAGAUCUAGUCUAACAAGUUUCAAGCUCUUUAAAAACAUAAAUCACUCUCACAACAACGUGUUGUUAAAAAUCAAAAAAAUGUAACCGCCCAACUGGUUAUCAACAGAGUUUUACUUUCAACUGUUGUUUGGCAGUGUUAGAAAAGUUACAUAAACUCAAUAUAUAAAUGAUUAUUAUAAGCAGCAGAACUCAAACGGAAAGAGGUACAGGAGAUUUGUCUAUCAGGAGAGUUUCUAUCAUGCUAUUUUUCUGAGUGUUAAAAGAGAGUAAAUAUUAAAUAAAUUAAAGUGUUAUAUUAUGUGUUUUUGCUCAGGAUUUAUACAGGAGGUGAUCUGUUAGUGUUUAAUGCUCGGGAAUUUUUGGGGGGUACCAUUGUGCUGAAGAGUAGAGCCUAAAGUUAGAACGAGGAUUGGCCAAAUAACAUUAAGUCUAUAUGUCGUUUUAUUUAUAAAGCAACGGCUAUGCAAUUCAGCACAGUCUAUGCUAAUUACUUUAGUACAUGCAGUUGUAUUUGUACUAUUGCUAAUAGCAGUUAACAGUAAAAGAGUUGAGUUAAAUUAAAGAAUCUGAUUCUUUAGAAGAAUCCAAAGUUAGCUACACAAAGUAUGCAAGUUGAAUAUAGUUUAAUAGUUGACUCAAAUUGAAUAAGUUCACAGUACUCAUAAAUAUUAGUUUGGGCAAUUAGUUUCCUCAAAUGGAUUGAGUUACCUUUUCUUGUUGGGUUUUACAGUGUGUAUUAAAUAAAGGAGUAAAGACAUACAAAAUGUGCAGAGGUGGGUCCCCAGGAGCAGGAUUGAAAACCACCGACUUCAUGUUCGUUAUAUUAGCAACAUGUUAAUGUAAAUGGAAAAGGAUGCUGAUACUGUAGACAGCAAGGUUACUUUAAGAUUUGGAGUAGAACGUAAAUUUUUUGGAAAAAUUUCAAGAUUUCAUGCAAGUUACAACAUUGUGGACAUUAAUCUUUCCAUUUUAUUUUGGAAUACAUCAACCCUUCUUUCUUUUUUCACCUCCUUUCUUAUCUGGGUAUGCCUGUUUUCCACGAAUACAUCACACUACAGUUAACUGGGCUGCAAUGUGUAAAAACAUGUUAAAUGUCCCUUAGCAACAAAACUCCAUUAUUUUAAACUUUUUUUUAUUUUUAUUUUUUUAUGGAGGGUUGAAAUGAAGGAAUGUAAAGCUUUUGGUUAUAUAUAUAUAUAAAACUGACAUUAUUAUUUUUUAAGUGUGUGUUUUGUAGUACUUUCCAUGGCAAUAAAGUUGUAAAAUCAGAUAUAACUUUUAUUCACACUAAAAUAAUAUUGUUUUAUUGUUUACAUAUACUUUUGAAAUCAUGAGUAUUUUAACAUUAACUGAUUGGCCCUAUUUACUUGCAUUGUAUGUGCCUCACUGGAGAUUUGUUUUUUGUUAGACAAAAAUAAAUAUUUUUUUU